CGUCGCGAGCAUUUAUUAAUGUCUGACGUGACCCAGAUGCAUCGGCAGCUCCUGGAGCGGCGCUUGGUUUUCCCGCCCGAAACCCAAACCUAAGAGCUCCGGCGGGAAUGGCGCCGCCCGAUGGCUUCAGGACCGGCGACGAGGUGGAGGUGAGCUCCGACGAGGAUGGCUUCCGCGGCGCUUACUUCGAGGCCCGGGUGGUCCGCUCCAUGCCCAAGAUCCGCCGCUACACUGUCGACUAUGACGCCAUCGUCGACGAGUCCGACCGCUCCCGCCGCCUCAGGGAGACCGUCGAUGCCCGGCACGUCCGCCCGCGGCCGCCGCGCCACCUCGGCGCCACCACGCUGGGGCUUCUUACCCUCCACCAGCCCGUCGACGCUUUCUACAACGACGCGUGGUGGGUCGGAGUGGUCUCGGUGGCUCCCAAGGGGAGGCAGACGAGGUAUCGCGUCUGCUUCCCUGCCAGCCGGGAGGAGAUCGAGUUCGGGGCUGAUCGACUCAGGGCGCAUCUCGAGUGGAUCGAUGAGCAAUGGGUUCUUCCCAACCCGCCGGCUCCCCAUGAGACACCAUACGGUCCUGGAACUCAAGUUGAAGUUGCUCGUCUGAAAGAAAGUUCUCCUGUUGCUUGGUUCUCUGCACUUGUCGUUAAGACAAUUUGGAAAAGUUAUGUCUUGGUGGAGUACAUUAACUUAAAGAAUGUGGGUGACAAGAGGUUGCUGAGGGAAAUUGUUGAUUUGCAGCAUAUCAGGCCUCGCCCUCUUUGUGUUCCCGUAGUUAAAUUUGAUCAACAUGCCGAGGUUGAGGCAUUUUAUGGAAAUGGGUGGUGGCUAGGGGUGAUAACUAAGGUCAAUGACAAUUCCUGCUAUUCAGUGAAAUCCAUACACUGGGGUAAAGAAAAAGAAUUCAAUCUUACAAGACUACGCCAUCAUUAUGAGUUAGUUAAUGGACAAUGGGUUCAGAAACCUCAGACUCUUCCAUCAAUGGAUAUUGGAGAAGGAAAAGUGGUUGAAGUUAGCAGCGACGAAGAAGGUUUUUCUGGAGCUUGGUUUGCAGCCACCGUGCUCAAGUUAAUCGGGAAGGAUAAAUUCCUUAUCCAGUACCGUAAUCUCAAAACAGAGGAUGAGACCGAGCUUCUAACUGAAACUGUAGAUCUUCCACAUAUCAGGCCUACCCCUCCAGAAUUUCCGGCAAUCGAUAGGUUCAGGUUCCUUGAAGAAGUUGAUGCAUUUUACAAUGAUGGUUGGUGGGUUGGGGUGAUAACCAAGGUUCUUGAGAAUGGAAGGUAUGUUGUCUACUUCAGGUCUUGGAAGGAAGAGAUAGAGUUUGGGCAUGAUAACCUAAGGCCUCACCAGGACUGGAUCGAAGGAAGAUGGGUAAGGUUUUCACAGAAGUUACUAGCAUCGGUACGUUGUUGAGUGAUUACAGUUAACUGCUAGGAUUAUAUGCUACUCGUUAUCCUUGCAUGUUCUGAACCAUUUAGAUGUAUAUAACUGCAAUUCUGCAAAUGAAAUCAUCUGUAAUGAAUCUAAAUUCUGAAUUUCGGGCAUUCUGAGAAUUUUAUAAUCUUGGAGGAAUUUGGAAAAGGGAAGUGAGUUGGUAUGACUUUUAAUUUUA
Molecule: messenger RNA, 1614 nt
Organism: Zingiber officinale
Lineage: Eukaryota; Viridiplantae; Streptophyta; Magnoliopsida; Zingiberales; Zingiberaceae
Product: protein AGENET DOMAIN (AGD)-CONTAINING P1-like
Exons: 3
Coding region: 108-1415 (435 amino acids)
Source: RefSeq, a predicted model, not a curated record